Populus euphratica (Euphrates poplar) is the source of this 2510-nucleotide messenger RNA. Its product is annotated as FAD/NAD(P)-binding oxidoreductase family protein. Gene Ontology annotation, molecular function: oxidoreductase activity. The record is from RefSeq and is a predicted model, not a curated record. Bases 165 to 1928 code for a protein of 587 amino acids. Gene Ontology annotation, biological process: carotenoid metabolic process. The transcript has 10 exons. NCBI's taxonomy places the organism in Eukaryota, Viridiplantae, Streptophyta, Magnoliopsida, Malpighiales, Salicaceae.
ACAGGUUAGUGACGUGGAUAGUCUCAAAUUCAAGAAAAGAGAGCCUUAGAAAAGGAUAGAUGGAUUUUCGUCUGUAUGGCCAGAGACAGACAGAGAGGUUCUUUAGUUUAAGGACAAUGGCUUCUUAUUGAUCAGUCCAAGUCUAUCCUUAGAGAGCUCCCGAAAUGACAUUCUCUGUCUUCCCCAACCGAUCCCACUUUCUCUCCUUCAACUCUGAAUCCCCUCCUACUCUCAAGAAACCAGUUUUCGCGCGAACAACCUCCAGCGCUCAAAGCCCCUCUUCCGUCGGCUCUCUCCUUGUCAAUGAUUACAAACCCUUCCCAGGGAAGCCAGAGGCCGAUGUUGUUGUUAUUGGGAGUGGUAUUGGUGGGCUUUGUUGUGCAGGACUUCUAGCUAGAUACGAGCAGGAUGUUCUUGUAUUGGAAAGUCAUGAUCGCCCUGGGGGUGCUGCUCAUUCUUUUGAGAUAAAAGGCUAUAAGUUUGAUUCUGGUCCAUCAUUGUUUUCUGGUUUUCAAUCAAGAGGUCCUCAGGCAAAUCCCCUUGCACAGGUUCUGGAUGCUCUGGGUGAAUCAAUUCCAUGUGUGAAUUAUGACUCUUGGAUGGUUUACGUACCUGAAGGUGAAUUCCUGUCACGCAUCGGCCCCACAGAAUUUUACAAGGACCUUGAGAAGUAUGCAGGUCCCAAUGCAGUGCAAGAGUGGAAAAAGCUUCUUGAUGCGAUACUUCCACUUUCUUCUGCUGCAAUGGCUCUUCCUCCUUUAUCUAUUCGAGGUGAUUUUGGUGUUCUUUCCACCGCUGCAGCUAGAUAUGCACCCUCUCUAUUGAAAUCCUUUCUGCAGAUGGGACCUCAGGGAGCUUUAGGUGCUACAAAGCUUCUUAGGCCUUUCUCAGAAAUCAUUGACUCAUUGGAGCUGAAAGACCCUUUUAUAAGAAACUGGGUGGACCUUCUGGCAUUCCUUCUUGCAGGGGUGAAAUCUAAUGGUAUACUCUCAGCAGAGAUGAUUUACAUGUUUGCAGAAUGGUAUAAGCCAGGCUGCAGUCUUGAGUACCCUCUUCAUGGAACUGGGGCCUUAGUUGAUGCCCUUGUCAGAGGACUGGAAAAGUUUGGUGGACGGCUUUCUCUAAGAAGUCAUGUAGAAGAGAUUGUUGUCGAAAACAAUAGAGCCACUGGAGUCAAGCUAAGAAGCGGUCAAUUUAUACGUGCUAAAAAGGCUGUAAUCAGCAAUGCAUCUAUGUGGGACACUUCAAAUCUGGUGCCCAAGGAAGUUCUUCCAAAGUCUUAUCUGGACAGGAUCAACACAACACCUCAGUGUGAAUCAUUCAUGCAUCUCCAUUUGGGUUUUGAUGCAGAGUUUUCAAAUUGCUUUACUGAUCAGUGUAUAAAAAAAGACUUGGGGAUUCAUCACAUCGUUGUUAAUGAUUGGAGUGGAGGAGUCGAUGCAGAUCAAAAUGUUGUCUUGAUAUCUGUUCCUAGCGUGCUUAGUCCAGAUUUAGCACCCCCUGGAAAACAUCUAUUACACGCUUACACACCAGGAACUGAGCCUUUUGAAUUGUGGGAAGGACUCGAUCGUAGAAGUGCCAAGUACAAACAACUCAAAGCUGAGCGGUCAGAGGUUAUGUGGAGGGCGGUGGAGCGUGCCCUUGGUCCAGGCUUCAGCCGCGAGAAAUGCGAGGUGAAGUUAGUUGGAACUCCAUUGACACAUAAGAGAUUUCUUCGAAGGAACAGAGGAACUUACGGACCAGCUAUUGAAGCUGGGAAAAAUACCUUUCCUGGCCAUUCAACUCCCAUAUCCCAGCUUUAUUGUUGUGGAGAUUCUACUUUUCCUGGCAUUGGAGUCCCAGCAGUUGCUGCUAGUGGCGCCAUUGUUGCUAACUCACUAGUUUCCGUGUCUCAACAUUCCCAGCUUCUCGACGCAAUUGGGAUUUAAAUGCUUUGGUACUCAUGCAAGCACUCACAUCAAUGCACGCAUGGAGAGAGGAGGAGGGGUUGGUUACUCAAGAGCACAAUUGCCCCUUGAAGGUGACUCUGUGGGAUCUAUUCAAAAGUCUUAAAAGUUGGUGUUAAAAGCUUGCCUAGACAUGAUGUUGUCUUUUUAGCCCCAUCUAAUUAUUAAAAUCCUUGUGCUUUUCCACUUCACAUUUUAUCAUAUCAUUACUGCCCCACUAGGUUUUGAAUACUAUGGAACUGUAAAUGAAUGGAGGACCCUCCCAGUUCUCCCACUCAUGACAAGGACGAAAGAAAGAAAAAAAAACUUGUGCGCUUUAGGCUCCAAAGUCCAACCAGUAAUGCACAUGAAGCAGACAAAUAAGAAAGGUAAAAGAGGCAGGCGAUAUUCAACGGGAGUGCUCAUGUCUCCAUUGACGCUAACGACAGAUCAUGAGAUAAAAGGUCUGUAAAAAUAUUAAUUAAUCCUGUUAUUGUUUUUGAGUUGUAUCUUGUUGGUAUUUUAAAGUAGAAGGGAUCUAUUAUUUCAAGAUCAAAACAAGAACAUGUUAUCUUUUAAUCUUUA